This is a messenger RNA of Solenopsis invicta (red fire ant), 818 nucleotides long. RefSeq names its product NADH dehydrogenase [ubiquinone] 1 beta subcomplex subunit 2, mitochondrial (gene Ndufb2). The transcript has 4 exons. Gene Ontology annotation, cellular component: mitochondrial inner membrane. NCBI's taxonomy places the organism in Eukaryota, Metazoa, Arthropoda, Insecta, Hymenoptera, Formicidae. Bases 98 to 418 code for a protein of 106 amino acids. The record is from RefSeq and is a predicted model, not a curated record.
CUAACACUGGGUCACACUGCGCAAGUCAGCGCAGUUCAUGUCUUACGAAGAUAUGAGAUGAGUGUCACUUGGUAGGGGACGAGAAUUAUUUGUAAUAAUGAUAAUUUCACGAGGAUUAAACUUAUUAAAAGUUGCCCAUAGAAGUAAUCAAGUUAAAACCGUCGCCGCGACGAAUCUGCGCUCCGUUAGGCUGUCUCACGGGCAUGGAGUGUAUCGCGAUCUCCCACCAGAAGACAAAGCAUGGGUAUAUGGAGCUGAAGUUAUGGGAGGAAUAAUGUGGUGGUGGGUCUUAUGGCAUUUUUGGCACGACUGGGGCCACAUUGUCGGAGAGUUCCCAUAUGAACAACCAUCCUCGUGGACAGACGAAGAAUUAGGAAUACCUCCAGAUGAUUAUCCUGAGCCUGCAACUCGCAUAUAGAUAAUUUUACAUUCAUGUUACGUGAAGCAAUAGCUGCGCCAGCAGUUGGACCGUAACCUGGAAUGACAUUUAUAACACCUGCUGGAAAGCCUGCCUCCUUAGCUAAAGCGGCCGCAUAAAGCGCGGUCAACGGUGUUUGUUCCGCUGGCUUUAAGAUCAAAGUACAUCCAGUAGCCAAGGCAGGGCCCCAUUUCCAAGCCAACAUCAUGAAAGGAUAAUUCCAAGGAAUGAUUUGUCCUACAAUGCCAAUUGGCUCCUUUCGCGUCAUUGUAAUACUGGCGUCGCCUAGUCAAAUAAUAAAUAGAAUUACUUAUUGUUACUCAAUUUGUAUUAUAUCUGUCACGGUGAAAAAAUAAUAAUUGAUAGAUGAACUUUAAUAAAGUAUAUUAAUUUACUGCAA